UUCACACACUGUCGACGAGGAACAGCCUACUCCCAAGUCAACCCCAAGGACCAACAGGACAAGGACUUAAAGGAGCCCCAGUGCUGACCAUUUGCCGGAAUGUCUCCUCGGUGAGCUCCUCAAUGACGAGCUGGGAACUCCCGGGGGGUUUCAUAUACUUGACCCGCACCGAGCGGCCUACCGGCUCCCUACCCGCUGUCCGUAUCGGCCGGGUCACAAUCCCAUCUGGCUGGGUUGAAGGGCAGCAUUACUGACUAGUCGCGAAACCUCGCCAAGUCAACUGCGCACCAGACGCACGAGAUUUCCACGGAUACUCCAACAUCGCCCGGUAGUUAUAGGCGGGAGCUGAUUCAGCACAAAGGAUGGCCGAACAUGGUACUUCGGCCGACCUCAAACUCUACGUCGACGACUUCGCUCCCGAUCAACCCCGCAUUCGAUGGGGGGACGAAAAUCCAUCGAGCUUGAUGCUGCUCACUUCAGCAAAUACUGACUAUUUGCAUGAUAGCAUCAUCGCAAAUAGCGUACCCAGCUCAUGAGACAUACAGACGAAAAGAUAUGGGAUAGUUAUGUCAUACUAGUUAGUCCACCACCAUGUCGCCUUCACCGGACCAGUUACUUGCGAUUUCCAUCACGGAACGUGUCUGUUCGGCCAUCUCGCUGGUGGGCACUUUCGUGAUUGUCACGACGUUUAUUGGAUCGCAGUCGUUUCGAAAACCGAUUAAUCGCUUGGUGUUUUAUGCCUCCUGGGGCAAUAUGAUGGCUAAUAUAGCCACGUUGAUUUCUCAGUCGGGUAUCCAUGCUGGCGUGGGUAGUCCGCUUUGUCAAUUUCAAGCCUUUUUAAUCCAAUGGUUGGUUAUCUCGGCAGUGCCUUUUACCUUUUGGUUCAUGCCGGCGGAUGCUCUGUGGACAUUCGCAAUGGCCUGUAAUGUCUACUUAACCUUCUUCCACAACUAUAACUCGGAUCGGCUGCGCGGCCUGGAAAGGAAGUACGUGCUCGGCUGUUACGGUUUGCCGUUUAUGCCGGCCUUUAUAUACUUUUUUAUCCAUACCCCAACUCGUGGCCGGAUAUAUGGCUCGGCAAUACUAUGGUGCUGGGUCGCUCGUCCUUGGAGCUUCCUCCGGAUAGCCCUCUUCUACGGGCCCGUCUGGUUCGUCAUCUCCCUCACCUUCGCCAUCUAUCUACGCGCCGGCUCGGCGAUAUACCAAAAACGACGCGAACUACGAACGCUGGAUACUUUCGACACCCUCGAAACAGAAAUAGCCACCCUCGCCGGGAUCCAGGUGACCAGUGAAAUCGCAUGUUCUACGCCAGAACGCCAGUCUGUCGCGGAUCCCAAUGUCGACAUUCCGGUCCCCGCCCGUAGCUUUUCAUCUUCUCACUUAUCUCCGUACUCUGUCACUAUCGAGGGCGGCAUGAUGGAUGAGAUAAGCACGUAUCAAAACUCAGAAGAACGGCUCCCUUCUAUUCAGGCUCCGAGCACGAACCCAGGUCCGAGAUUGUCGGUGUCCCAGAAAGCGUGCCGUUCUAACAGCGCGGACAUGUACUCCCAGCAACGGGGUAUCAAUAGGGAGGCUAGUUCGGCAGCCUGGGCUUAUACCAAGUAUGCGAUGUUAUUUUUCAUUGCGCUGCUUGUGACAUGGGUUCCCUCCACGGUAAACAGGGUGUAUGCCCUGGCUCGACCUGACGACUUCUCCUUCGGACUGAACUAUGCAGCGAGUUUUGUACUUCCUUUGCAGGGAUUUUGGAAUAGUUUGAUUUAUGUAAAUAUUUCUUGGCCGGCGUUUAAGACGCUGUGGAGGGAUAUGCGACUGAAGGCGCAGGGCUUACACAAGCUUACUCAAUGA
This is a messenger RNA of Penicillium brasilianum, 1845 nucleotides long. NCBI's taxonomy places the organism in Eukaryota, Fungi, Ascomycota, Eurotiomycetes, Eurotiales, Aspergillaceae. The record is from the annotation of a GenBank genome assembly.